Messenger RNA from Osmerus eperlanus (European smelt), 13521 nucleotides. It is a transcript of the gene bsna, whose product is annotated as bassoon presynaptic cytomatrix protein a. The record is from RefSeq and is a predicted model, not a curated record. Gene Ontology annotation, cellular component: GABA-ergic synapse; axon; cytoskeleton of presynaptic active zone. Gene Ontology annotation, molecular function: structural constituent of presynaptic active zone; metal ion binding. Gene Ontology annotation, biological process: protein localization to synapse; presynaptic active zone assembly. NCBI's taxonomy places the organism in Eukaryota, Metazoa, Chordata, Actinopteri, Osmeriformes, Osmeridae. Bases 113 to 12655 code for a protein of 4180 amino acids. The transcript has 18 exons.
GGUGAUGAUGGCGGUAGAGGAGCAUCGCUGAGUUCGCGACUAGGUUUUUAUAUUAAUACAAUAAACUGCUGAUUGACACAAUACAUCUCCUCCGUCUCCCUAACGAGGGACAAUGGGAAACGAAGCCAGCCUCGAGGGAGGGGGGCAACCCGGGGAACCAGGCUCCAUCUCUAUGGCGGGAGCUCCGGGGUCAAUUUCAGCACCACCGGGCUCUGGACAGCACAUCAAGCCCGUAAACGGUGCUGCGGCCGGGGGAGGCAUUGGUGGCGGACCGGGGAUCGGGAUGAAUAGGGGUCCGAUGGGCAGCCCCAAGCCAGGGGUCCAGCCUGGCUAUGGAGAAAGCAGGGCAGGAGGAGGAGGAGGAGGAGGGGGGCGUGCCGAGCCCUACAGACUAGCCACCCACGAGAGCCCCACCCCCCAGAGGAUGCAGUCCAGCACAGCUCCAGCCCAGGGGACCGGCAUGGGACACGGUCCUGGGAUGGGCUUAGGGAUGGGUCCUGGCCCCGGCGCUGGUAUGGGUCCGGGCCAGGGUCCGGGUCAGCAUGCGUCCAGACGGAACCUCCAGGUGGACUUCAGCAGCUCGGGUCGGACGGGUCGGUCUCCCUCGGUGUCUCCAGACAGGAGCAGCAACCCCACCUCGCCCUACUCCGUGCCCCAUCUGGCCCCCAUGCCCACCAGCAAGCUGUGUCCAGUCUGCACCACCACCGAGCUGACCAACCCACCAGACAUGCCCAACUACAACACCUGCACGCAGUGCCACUCCACCGUCUGCAACCAGUGUGGCUUCAACCCCAACCCCCACCUCACUGAGGUGCAGGAGUGGCUGUGCCUGAACUGCCAGAUGCAGAGAGCCUUGGGCAUCGACAUGACCACACCUCGCUCCAAGAGCCAACAGCAGAUCCACUCUCCUUCCCAUCAGGCCAAGCCCAUCGUCCAGCCACUGGCACAACCAAAGCCUCAAGCCCAGCCCCAGACCCAGACCCAGCACCAGACCCAGCACCAGACCCAAUCCUACUCCCAGCCUCAACACCAGCCCCAAAAUCAGCCCUACUCCCAGCCUCAACAACAGACCCAGCCCUACUCCCAGCCUCAACACCAGCCCCAGACCCAGCCAUACUCCCAGCCCCACACACAGCCCUACUCCCAGCCUCAACAACAGACCCAGCCCUACUCCCAGCCUCAACACCAGCCCCAGACCCAGCCGUACUCCCAGCCCCACACACAGUCCUACUCCCAGCCUCAACCUUAUCAGCAGUCUCAGCCCCAGUCCUUCCAGCAGACUCAGCCCAGACUCCAGUCCCAAGUUCAACCCCACCCCCAGGCCUCCCCUGGCCUGCAAAGACAACCUGGCCCCGGUAUGGCGUCCCAGCCUGGGGCUCAGGUAGGUCCAGCGGCCCAGGGCAUGAGGCCCUCUGACCCUUACACCCAGAGAGGACCUGGGGGUCCUGGAGGUCCAAUAGGUCCUGGAGGCCAGGCCCAGAACCAAGGAGGCCCUCGCAUCCCCCACCCAGGAGCAGUGCCACUCCCUGGGCUGGCUAAGGCUCCCUCGCAGCCUGACCUGGGGCGGGGCUCCCCACUCCACCAGGCUGCCGGCCGCUACGACCACACCCGAAGUGCCGGUUCCUCCCCGGCCCACCGGCCCGCUGCGGCCCAGCCACCACCGGCUCAAGACGGCCUGACAAAGCUGUUUGGGUUUGGGGCGAGUCUCCUGAACCAGGCCAGCACCCUGAUCUCUGUGGACCCCUUGCCCACAGCCCCCAACUCGACAGCCUCCAAUAGCAGGGGCAAGGUACUAUUCAGUGAUGCUAGCUCCGCCAAGCAGCAAGGCCCAGGGCUCCCCGGUGCCAAACCAUUCCAAAUGGGUGGUCCUCAUGCCCCUACACAAAUGGGUGGUCCUCAUGCCCCUACACAAAUGGGUGGUCCUCAUGCCCCUACACAAAUGGGUGGUCCUCAUGCCCCUACACAAAUGGGUGGUCCUCAUGCCCCUACACAAAUGGGUGGUCCUCAUGCCCCUACACAAAUGGGGGGGCCACAUGCCCCUACACAAAUGGGGGGGCCACAUGCCCCUACAAAAAUGGGGGGUCCUCAUGCCCCUACCCAAAUGGGGGGUCCUCAUGCCCCUACCCAAAUGGGGGGGCCACAUGCCCCUACCCAAAUGGGGGGCCCUCAUGCCCCUACCCAAAUGGGGGGGCCACCAGCGCAGAUUCAACAACAGUCUCCAGCGCAUCACCAGAAAGGUCCGCAACAGCAACAACAACAGCAUCUCAAACCGACUGGUAGACAGGAGCCCUGCCCAGCACCCACCCCCGCGCCUGUGCCCUCGGAGCCUGAAAGGCCGAAGGAGCUGUGCCCGCUGUGUAAGACUGUGCUGAACAUCGGGAGCAGCGAGCCCGCCAACUACAACUCCUGUACCCAGUGUCACACGCAGGUUUGCAACCUGUGUGGCUUCAACCCUACACCCCACCUGGUGGAGAAGAAGGAGUGGCUAUGUUUGAACUGCCAGACCCAGCGGCUGAUGUCAGGAAGCCUGGGAGACGCACCCCUUCCUGUUCCUCAUCCGUCUCCAAAGCAACAGCCGAUAGGAUCCCCCCGCCACCAGGCACCGGCAAGUCAGCAGCCGGCUCAGCAGAAAGGCAUCAGUCAGCAGGGGCCCAGGGGCAUGCAGCCCCAGCAGCAGAAGGCCCAGACGGGGCCAGGGACGGGAGCCUUUGGCCCCACUGCAGCCAAACCACCAGAAGAGGCCAAGGCCCCUGGGCAGCCCACCACCCAGCCCAGCCUCCCACCGGCCCCUGAAGACAAGAAACCAGCCAAUGACCCAGAGGAGACCACCACGCCAAAGCAGGACACGGAAGGGGAGAUCCAGCCUGUACCUGCCACAGAACCCAAGUUUUCUCAGAAGAAGGGAGAGCAGAUCAUCAAGGACAUCAAGAAGUCCAGACAUUAUGAUGAUACAAAGAACAACAGUACUCAUGACCUGUCUCGAAGUCCCCAGAGUCUAAGCGACACAGGCUACUCCUCCGACGGCAUCUCCAGCUCCCACAGUGAGAUAACCGGCCUCAUCCAGGAGGAGGAGAUGAAGCUGAGCGAGAGAGGGAUCAGCGCCAGCCCCCCCAGCCCCUCAGAGAUCACCAAGCUGGAGAGCUCCAUGAGGCCCCUUCUGGAGUCCAAGGCCCUGCCGCCCGAGGAGAGGGAGCGAAGCCGUGGGAGGCACCACCGAGACCGGGACCGGCCACGCUCCCUGUCCAUCACCCCGGAGGCCUACGACUCAGACGAGGAGUUGGAGGACAUCUUAGAGGAGGAGGAGGAUGGAGGAGGAGACUGGGAAACCAAACGGGAGCACAGGAAGGAGGCCAAGGCGAAGGAGGAGAAGAAAGCUGCUCCUCCUCCUCCGGAGCCUGCAGAGAUGACCGAUGAGGAGUUCAUGAGGAGGCAAAUCAUGGAGAUGAGCGCUGAUGAGGACAACGAGGAGGAGGAGGAAGAGGAUGAGAUGGUGGAGGCAGAAGAUGAAGAGGAUGAAGGCUAUGGUUACCAGAAACCCAAGAAGAGCCACCACAAGCACCUGUCUGACUCGGCCAAGGAAAAGCGUAGACUCACCCACCACUCGAGCAGCUUCGAAGAAGAGACCAAGAGUUCCUCAGACGUGUAUAAAGGCUCAGCAGAGGAAGGCGAGGAGGACCUGAUGGCCUCACAGGGUGGCCUGCGUCGUUUCAAGACUAUCGAGCUCAACAACACGAGCAGCUACAGCCGUGACAUGGAGCUGAACAGCGAGAAUGACCUCAGUCUGGACCGCGAGCCCGAACUGGAGAUGGAGAGCCUGACGGGGUCUCCCGAGGAACGCUCCAGGGGCGACUACUCCUCCACUCUGCCGCCCACCACCUCAAGCUACACCUCGGGACAGUCCCCUACCUCAAUCUCCUCCAUGGAGGAGGACAGCGACAGCAGCCCCAGCCGCAGGCAGAGGCUGGAGGAGGCCAAGCAGCAGAGGAAGGCCCGGCACCGCUCCCACGGGCCCCUCCUCCCCACCAUUGAGGACUCCUCUGAGGAGGACGAGCUGAGGGAAGAGGAGGAGCUUCUACGGGAGCAGGAGAAGAUGAGGGAGGUGGAGCAGCAUAGGAUCCGCAGCACCGCCAGGAAGACCAAGAGAGACAAGGAGGAGCUGAGGGCCCAGAGGCGUCGUGAGAGGUCCAAGACUCCCCCGAGCAACCUCUCCCCUAUCGAGGACGCCUCCCCCACAGAGGAGCUGAGACAGGCGGCCGAGAUGGAGGAGCUGCACCGCUCCUCAGCCUCUGAGUACUCCCCCCAGAGCCUGGACUCUGAGGCCGAAGGCUACGAAUCAAAACUAUACAAGUCAGGCAGCGAGUACAACCUGCCCACGUUCAUGUCUCUCUACUCCCCCACGGAGAAGUCCUCCUCCACUACCACCACCACCGCCCCCUCAUCCUCCUCCUCAUCCAAGCCUCUUAAGAGCGCAGAGGAGGUGUAUGAAGAGAUGAUGCGGAAAGCAGAAAUCCUUCAGAAGCAGCAGAAGCAACAGCAGCAGCAGCACGGCAGGCAAGGGCAGUACUACGAGGAGGACGUGAACGGCCAGGACUACGAAGAGGAGUUUGAGUACGACCAGACACAGAGCGGCUACGACAACGAGGCGGCAGAAACGGACAUCUACGAGGAGAUCCGCCAGACGUCUCAGAACAUCACCAAGAUGCAGCAGGAAACGGACGAGCAAGUGGAGAUUGACAUGGAGGGCGUGGAGGGCAGUGCCUGCCCAGAAAAACAGCUGCUCGACACGGGAUCUGCCUUCGCCAAGCUCCUGGAGCAGAGCAAUGCUCUCCUGACUCCCGGUACUAGCCCCACCCAGGUUUCUGCUCCCGUUUCCUUCUCUGAAACCACUGGCCGGAUCCCUGACGUCAAGGUGACCCAGCACUACUCCAAAGACAGGAUAAAGAGCCAGACUGGUAAAAACGGCAUCACCCCAGUGGUGGCUGCCACAACCAUAGCAGCCUAUGGCGUCUAUGCCAGGGAUGCAGUGACAAUAUCCCAGACCAGUACCAGUCACACCAUGACCACUACCCAGUCAACUAUGUAUGGCAGGCACACUGGGGGCCCUGCCACAUCCACCACUACUGUCUCCAAUGUCUGCAGCAAGAUAGCAGAGAUAACCCAGGCCUACAGCCAGAGGGAGGUGGUCACCAAAAGGGCAGGAGACAACAGGGGGGUCCAGGCCAGAGAUACCUCCACUUCCUCAGAGCGCGUUAUCGAGCCACGCUCUCAUAAGACGCAUUCUUACUACCGGAGUUCCAGCCCUCCCCUCUCCCCUUCGCCUCCCACCAGUCCUAGGCGCUCCCCCUCCAGGAGGCACACCGUGGAGUUCUCCACCCAGACCCUGAACUCUGGCAUGGAGGUGCAGUCAUCCGGAUCGGGAUCUACCUCUCCAGUGAUGGCCCAAGGAACCCAGACGCCUAACAGGUCUGUCUCUCCACGACUCUAUAGACAGCAAUCUUCUCAGGAGGUGCCCUACUCCCCUCCCCGCAGCCCCGCUAGGCCGAUGACUGUCAACACAGCCACUUCCCCUCUGUCCUCACCCACGAGGUUCAGCAGACACUCCACGUUUGACUACUCUCCUGCAGCAAGCCCUCCAGACACCCCGCCCUACCACCAGUCCCCCCAGCACACCUUUUAUCAUACCCAGCGGGUGGAGAAGGUCAGUGUGGGGACCAGCAUGGUCACCACUGCCAGCACCUACAGCCGAGGCUCCAUGUCCAUGGACAACAUAUCCCUCUGCCGCAUCUCCACCGUCCCAGGCACCUCCAGGGUGGAGCAGGGGCAGAUGAUCCAGGGGGGGAGUGUGGUUGAUCUGAGAACAAUCGCCAAGAUGGCUCCUAUCAUCAUGACCGACCAAGGGAUGGACCUCACCUCCCUGGCCACAGAGACGAGAAGGUACCAGGGGGGUCCUGAGGGCAGCCCCAGCCGCCACUCCCACACCAUUGUCCAGCCGCUCAUCAUGAACCUGAAUUCCCAGGAGCACCCCCUUGUUAUGACCUCCACCACCCCCACCACCGUCAGCGUCACCGUGGCCGCCUCCAUGUUCAUCUCCCAGCCGAAGCAGCCCAUGGUGUACGGAGACCCGCUCCAGAACAGGGUGGACCUGGGCCAGGGCAUGGGCAUGGCCGUGUGUCUGUCCCAGAACAAGCCCCAACACAUAGACCCGGCCAUCCCCAAGAUUGAUGCCAGACUCGAGGACCUCAGCAUCCAGCAGCAUCAGUUGCUGAUGCAGCAGCAGAAGCUCCAGCAGCAGCAGGAGCUUCUAGAGCAGCAGCUCCAGCAGCACCACCAGAUGCAGCACGUCUCCAGCGGGGCACGGUUCAGCAUGCCUGGCCAGGUGCCACUACUGAAGAAGGAUCUGUUGGUCAGCCAGACCAGAGAUGCCCAAGCUGUGGUUAGUGCCAUUUCUUCAGCCGUAGCCCCAGACCUGUAUGUCUCUGGAGGUCCUCUGGAGUUGAAGGGCCAGCCUACCCCCGCAGGGGUGGUGAACCUGUCUGGGGGAAAGCCUCCCCAUGCCAUGCUGGUGCAAAUGGAAGCCGGGGCAGGACAGAUGGGGCCAGUUACCCAGUUGGUCAAGCCAGAAGAGGGGCAGGAUGCCGUUGAUCUGACGGGCCAGAUGAAGCCAGAGAACCAGUCAGGUUGCUGCGAUGUCGUUUACCAUCUCCCAUUUGGUGGUAGCUGUGUUGGGGAUCCCUUCUCUCAGAAAUCCAAUGUGGAAGAGAAGGAGGAAAGCCAAGGACCUCGGCCACCCUCUGCGCCUCCUCUCUCCCAUCCUUAUGACUCAGACCAGGAGGUCCAGCAGCAGUACAAUGAGUACCCCAUGAUGGAUGCCCGCAAGGGCUACACCCUGCCCUUCCCUGGUAGGCUCCAGCCCUCCAUGUCUGACACCAACCUGGCAGACCCUGGGCUGCAGUCCUAUCAUUCUAAAAUGGACCCUCACCUGCAGGCCACUGGAGAACUGGCCAUGGAUCUGACAGCUAUGAAGCAUGCCUAUGAGGGUGGGUUCAUGGGCAUGGGCAUGCAGUACGGCUCCUACACGGACCUUCGACACGGAGGGGAUGUGACCGCCCAGAGCAUGCCCAUACGCAGGUUCAACUCCCUGUCCAACAUCAGCUCCGAUUACGGAUACUCCCCCCGCGACUUGGCCAACUUCCAGGAGUCUAAUCUGGCUCAAUACAGCGCCACCACUGCCAGGGAGAUCAGCCGGAUGUGUGCCGCCCUCAACUCCAUGGACCGCUAUGCUAGCAACCCAGAGCUGAUGCAGUUUGCGGUUGGAAGAGGGUCGGGUCCAGGGAGCAGAAUAUCUUCAGGUCUAUCGGGAAUGAGGCCCAACAUGCUGUACGGGCCGGAUGGGAAGCCCAUCUCCCACAGCCAGGCCCUCACAAACUUGAUCAAUGCCCGGCAAGCUAGCCUUAGAGCCAUGUAUCCUUCAGCCAUAAGGUCCUCUGAUGGUAUGAUCUACUCUACCAUCAACACGCCCAUUGCCUCUACAUUGCCAAUCACCACCCAGCCAGCCUCUGUGAUGCGUCCACUCCUCAGAGGAGUUUACCGCCCAUUCCCCACCGCUAAUAUGACCCCUGUGCCCUUGACCAGCCUCAGCAGAAUGCCUGUCAAUCCAAGGAUGCCGCUGUCAGGUCAGGCUCAGAGGGAGAUCCACGAGCUGCAGACCAUCAAGGAGCAGAACAAGCAUGGUUUGCAAUUCUUUCAAGUUCACAAGGUCAUCCAACAGCAGCAGGCUGAGAGGGAGAACCAGCUGGUGAUGCAGAGGGAGCAGUUAGCCCAGCAGAAAGCCCAGCUCGACCAGAUACAGUCACUGCAGCAGCAGCUCCAACAACAACUGGAGGAGCAGAAGAGACAGAAGACUGCUGCAGCCACGGCCGCAGCCCAGGGCAUGCAGGUGGACUUGAACGGACAGACGUUGCAUCCCUAUGCAGAAGUCACUUCCAGGUCUCUGCCCAACUCCUCGUCUGAGCUGUGCCUGCGGAGCGGAGAAGAGCCCCCGGAGAGCCGCAGCAUGAGGAAGCAGAAUUCCAUGCCUCGUCUUCGGGACGGUGGUGAUGGAGAGAGUGUUCAAUUAUACGGCGCCCGCCGUAUUGUAGAUAGCUGUGUUCAGACGGACGAUGAGGAUGGCGAGGAGAGGUAUAUGUCCCGGCGCAGCAGACGCAACCGCCGUAGCGUGGACUGCAGCGUCCAGACGGACGACGAUGAGGAGAAGGUGGAGUGGGAGCAGCCCGUACGCCGUCGACGCUCGCGAUUUUCCCGCCACUCGGAUUCCUCUGCCCCAGACUCAAAAAGCGACAACACCAAGAUGGCGUCCUCCAGCAUCGCCAUCCAGACCAUCUGUGACUUCUCAUGCCAGACAGAGACAGAGCAACUUGGGAGGGUGUCCCCGGCCAUCCACGUGACCCUCCCAGACCCCAACAAGGUGGAGAUUGUCCACUACAUCUCUGGCCCGGAGCGGACCCAGAAGGGCCAGAGCCUAGCCUGUCAGACGGAUCCAGAGGCCCAGUCUCAGGGGGUGGUGGUGCCCCAGCUCAGCGUGCCUACCACUGUCAGCCCCUACUCCUCCAGCACAGAGACCCUCAGCCACUCCCAGCUGCGCCAGCACAACCACCAGCAGCAGCAGCAGCAGCAGCAGAAUGCCGCCGCGGCCAAGUUCGAGAGGCGCCGGCCAGACCCCUUGGAGAUCAGCUAUCAGCCACCACACCACCUCCACAACGAGUCCAUCUCCAGCCUCAUCCGCCAGGCGCCCCCAAAAUCCCCCCAGGUCCUCUACUCUCCUGUCUCUCCUGUCUCUCCACACCGACUGCUAGAGUCCUCCCUGUCCAGUGAAAGACUGAACAAGGCCCAUGUCACCCCACAGCAGAAGUCCUACACCACUGAGUCGCCCCAGAGACACCCCACCAUGCCCCGGCCCAUCAAGAGCUCGCAGAGGUCCAUGUCCGACCCCAAGCCGCUCAGCCCCACCACAGACGAGCACACCAAGGCUAGGCUGUGUCUCUCCCAGCAGCAGGCCCUGCAGAGCCAGCUGGCUGCCUUACAGCAAAGCUCACUGCUGAGGAAGGUAAAGCGGACCCUACCCAGCCCUCCUCCAGAAGAAUCCCACUUACCCAUGGUGACCCCAGCACUCCCCCAGCUCUACAUGCCCUCCAUGGCCAGCCUGAAGGCAGCCUCCCGGCCCGGCCUGGCAGCCAAGGCCAGUCUCUUAAAGGACCUCACCCACGAGCUGAAGGCCGUGGAGCAGGAGUCCACCAAGCUACGCAAGCAACAGGCCGAGCUGGAGGAAGAGGAGAAAGAGAUCGACGCCAAGCUGCGCUACCUGGAGCUGGGCAUCACCCAGAGGAAGGACACGCUGGUGAAGGAGAGGGAGAGGAGGGAUAUCGCUUACCUGCGCUGUAUGGGCGACGCCCGGGACUACAUGUCCGACAGUGAGCUCAACAACCUGCGCCUGGUGGCAGCAGCAGCCAGCUAUGAGAGCAACGGGCUCCUGGCGCGGCCCAACACUGCGCCACUCAGCCAUUUCACCAGUGACCUCAACACGGCCGCACAAUUUCCCCCCACUUCCUCCUUUGUGUCCUAUCAGUAUGCCCAAAGCCAGUCAGCUUCAGUCCCCCAGCCACAACCACCCUAUCAGCCCUCAAGCUACAACCAGCCCCCAUACCCAACAGUUUCCCAGUCCCAGACCCUACCCCAACCUACCCCGCUUCAGACCCAAACCCCCGCCCCUCCCUCUUACCAGACCCAACCCUCUUAUCCCUCUCACACCUAUCCCCUGUCUCAGCCCCAACACCAGCCCCUGCCCCCAUACCCCCAGUCAGACCAUGGGCAGCCCGCCCUCCCCCAGCAUCUCUCCCAGUCCCAGCCCAGCCACGGGGGCUUUGCCCCUGCCCAACCCGGUCAGCCCCCAUACCCAACCCACAGCUCCCCUUUCCCCAUCCAGACGUCCACUUACCCAGGAACCCAGAGCUCCACCUACCAGCCCCAGGCUGACAUUCUCACCGUGCACCAGAGGCCCCGGCAGACAUCUCUAGCCGACUUAGAACACAAUAUGCCCACCAACUAUGAGAUCAUCAGCAACCCCACAGUGGUAGUGACCACCACGGCACAGGACGCCACCUACUGCUCCAGCGGAGCGCCCUCCUAUGGACAGUACACAGGUACUACAACCAUGGCUAGCUCUUAUGGCCCAUAUUCCUCCCCUGUGUCCAGUACAUACGGCCAGUACAGCACCACAGCAGCCAGCACCUACGGCCAGUACACUUCCACUCCAGCCAGUACGUACGGACAGUACACAACCACCACAGCUAACACGUAUGGCUACACCACCACCACGGCCAGCUCCUACGGUCAGUACACCUCCACAGUGGCCAACAGCUACGGAGGUCACUACAAGCCAGACCCCUCCCUCCACUCUGUGGACAGCCCCUCCACCUACGCCAGCGAUGGCCUUUACGGAGGUUCGGGCCUGGAGCAGAGCAUCCCCAGGAACUACGUCAUGAUCGAUGACAUCAGCGAGCUGACCAAGGAGGGGAUGGGCCCCCACAGCGACGGCCACGGAGGACGCUACCCCGGAGACGUUGGCCCCGUCCUGGGCCCCGGGACUGGCCCCGGUGUGGGUCCGGCACGAGGCACAGGCAGCGGAGGCACUUACGGCAGGCCGGAGGACGAACGGGAGGAAGACCUGUACGACCACCACGGCAGGGGUAAGAGCUACCACCCGCGAGGGUCAGACACGCACGGACGAGUAGUGAGCAGCGGCAGUGCUAGCAUGGGUGGGGGAUCCUCCUAUUACUAUGAUGACUACAAACAUGGCGGCGUGCCGGUGGGCUUGGCGGGGGGGCGCACGUCUCAGAAGCCCUCGUCCAGGAGCCUGGCGCCGGCCGUCAUGUCGGCCAAACGCAGCAAGCACCGCAAGGCCGGCAUGGAGCAGAAGGUCUCCAAGUUCUCCCCAAUCGAGGAGGCGCGUGACGUAGAGGCCGACAUGGCCUCCUACUCCUCCUCCACUGGGGGAGGUGUCUCCAUGGUAACCCGUGGCCGCCGCCUCCACGACGACCCCUACGGGCUGAGGAAGGGCGGAGCCUUCGACCCGAGGUACUACGGCAGCAUGGUGGUGGAGGAGGACGACAGGAUCUACUACACUUCGGGCCGCUCACGCUCCACCGGCUACGGCAUGGACAAGGUGGCGUCCAGGGACUACCCUGGGUACCGGAGCCGCUCCUACGAAAGAGACUCGUCCUCCUCCUACCGUUCCAACUACGGCUACAGCCGGGGCCGCCACCCCACACGCCAGUACUCCGAGGAGGAGAGCUCACUCAGCCCCCUGGGGGUCGGCAGAGCCUCUGACCCGUACGACCCGGCCCGCUCUAGUCAGUAUUAUUACGGCCAGUACUACGGGUCCAGCCACUCGCUCCCAGACGUGCAGGACCACAUGAUCCGAGACCUGCCGCGGACGCACGUCUACAAACCCGACGAUGCGUACAUAAUAGACGAUAUGCACUGUGCUGUGUCAGACAGCGAAGCCUACCACCUGAGCCAGGAGGAGACCGACUGGUUCCAGAAGCCUCGCUCCACCUCCCGUCACUACGGCAGCAGUGGCCACUCCUCCUCGGGGCGGAGCAGGCACGUCAAACACACCUAUCACGAUUACGACGAGCCGCCUGAAGAGGACCUGUGGCCGCAGGACGAGUACGGACAUGGGGGACGUCACACGACAUCCCGAGACCAACGUCACCAAGGCAGCGCCUCGCGCCACUCCUCGUCCAGGCACGGGGACGAGACGCGCUCGUCACGCUCCUCCAAAGGCCACCCCAAGGACCCUUCGCUGCGCCACGACUCCCAACGGAUGUCCUCCUCCUCUGGGAAAAGAGGGGAGUCUCGCUCCUCGGGGUACCACUCGUCAGACUACACCCGGGACCCAUCGGGGCACCACCAUGGCCAGCGCUCCUCCAAGCAGGGCUCCCACAACCAGGGAAGCUCCUCCCGGAGCAAGCAGCAGCAGCAGGACCUCCAGGGUCACCCGCCCUCCUCCAGGCAGCCUGGCAGCAGCUCAGGCCGGGUACAGGGCCCUGCCAGUGGGCCUCCCGGCUCAGGCAGGCAGGGUCCUGGUGGUCCCCAGCCAGAUGGAGCUCCAGGUCAGAGGACCCAGCUCCAGCAGCAGCCUCAGACCCAGGCAACCAGGCAGACCCAGCCACCAUCAGGGACGGUCAGUACCCAGCAGCAGCCCCCAGGCUCAGCUCAAGCCCAACAGCUUCAGGCUAAGCCUGGUCAGCCUGGUAUGGCUGGUCAGCCUGGAAUGGCUGGUAUGGCUGGCCGGCAGCCAGGCCCUGCAGGGCAACAACCACCUAUGGCGGCAAAGACAGACACCCCCCCAAUGACUGCCAUAGGAGCUAAGGCAGCAACAGCGCAACCUGCAAAAACAGCCCAGCCCCCCCUCACAGGAAUAGGUUCCAAGGCGGGCCCUAGACCAGGAGGCAUCGGCAGCGCCGCGGCAGGCCUGCCGGGGGCGGAGGGAGACAGCGUCCUCUCCAAGAUCCUGCCAGGAGCAGCCGCCGAACAGGCCGGGAAACUUGGAGAAGCUAUCUCUGGAUUUGGCAAGAAGUUCACCUCAAUGUUCUGAGGUGCUGAGAUGAAGGUGUUUGUAAAUGUUACGGAUGAUGUCACGAGGCCUCGUACCAGAAAAAACCUAUGAAGUUCCAUAGCUUUGAUGAGAGAGAUGGAGAGAGGGAGAGGAGAGAGGAGGAGAGAGGGAGGAAGAGAACAUCAGGGAGCGGACAUCUGAAAGCACUGCCAAUAAGGAAUCAAUGGAUGCUGCAGAUCUCAGGCGUGAACAAACAAUGUCAGAGAAACAAACUGUUUUCUCUGGCAGGCCAGACAAUCGAUUCAAGGGCCCCCAUUGUUCUAAAAAGGAACCGACAAUGAAGCCACUCCCCAUGUCAAAGACCCAGACAACCCCUCGCCCACAGAGCUCCACCAUAGGACCUGCAGAGAACCUGCUCUCGGCUGCUCUGCCUUCCCACCACUAGAGGGAGUACCUCACAGGCCAGUGCUGCUGAGACCACCAGUCCCUGCCACAGAAGAAGAGUAGAGUAGCUCUGAGGAAACUGCCUGGCUGGUCCCUCUGCUGAGGAUUCAGCUAAACGAGCUUGUACGGAAAAGGAAGGGGAGCAGUGCUGGGAUUCCAUUGUCAUGUGCUGGUGAUACUGGGCUCUGUGGGGGGCUUGUGCCAAGAGCAACUAUCGCCUCCUAGGUGGUUUGGAGGCCUGGCAGGAUCCUUGGUUCCCGACACCUGUGCUCAGAUAGAAAAUAAUGGAAAACACAAAGAAGUCCACUCUACUCGAAAAAGAAAUGUUGUGCUUCAUAGGCUUUUCUGGUACAUAAGGACCUCUUAUUUAAUCAUUUAAAAAGGAGAGAAGAUGACUUUAAAAAAAAAAGAAAAAAAGAGGUUAUGAUGACGAAAAUGUUGGUGAUGUUGACGCUUCGGAC